Pezoporus flaviventris is the source of this 1307-nucleotide messenger RNA. It is a transcript of the gene NTHL1, whose product is annotated as nth like DNA glycosylase 1. Gene Ontology annotation, biological process: base-excision repair; nucleotide-excision repair; base-excision repair, AP site formation. NCBI's taxonomy places the organism in Eukaryota, Metazoa, Chordata, Aves, Psittaciformes, Psittacidae. Gene Ontology annotation, cellular component: nucleus. Gene Ontology annotation, molecular function: oxidized pyrimidine nucleobase lesion DNA N-glycosylase activity; 4 iron, 4 sulfur cluster binding; DNA-(apurinic or apyrimidinic site) endonuclease activity. The record is from RefSeq and is a predicted model, not a curated record. The coding region runs from base 376 to 933 and encodes 185 amino acids. The transcript has 5 exons.
ACUCUCCUUGUUGCUGGCGUCGUGCCUUGGGAUUGGAUCCCUGGGGAAAACGAUUGGCUCUGCCUCUGGAUUCAGGCAGUGUCACACGCUCCACAGCAAUGUGGAUUGGCACCAAGUGCAGCUGCGGGGCCAGGGGGACCACGGUGCAUGAUACGGAAAUAACUUCUCUUCCCUAGGGAAGCAGGAUUGUUGCUUCCAAGAAAAAGUGGAUGUUGUAACCCUCGGCACACAGCAGUGCUCCUGGCACAAUUCCAUGCACUCGGAGAUUAGCCUGCUUCCAUCCACUCAGGUUUUUCCUAAGGCAUCUGCAGUUUUGGAAGCUUUAGGAGCUAGAGGAAGGAUUGUAUCCCAUGUUAUCCUGGGUCAGGCCAGGUCAUGCGCUACCAAGUGCUGCUGUCACUGAUGCUGUCCAGCCAGACCAAGGACCAGGUGACGUGGGCUGCCAUGCUGCGCCUCCGGCAGCGCGGCCUCACCGUCGACAGCAUUUUGCAGAUGGAUGACGCCACGCUUGGACAGAUCAUUUAUCCCGUGGGAUUCUGGAGGAACAAGGUGAAGUACAUAAAGCAGACGACAGCUAUCCUCAAGCAGAAGUACGGCGGAGACAUCCCAAGAACCGUGGAGGAGCUGGUGCAGCUGCCAGGAGUUGGGCCCAAGAUGGCUUACUUGGCCAUGAACAUUGCCUGGGACAGCGUGUCUGGGAUAGCUGUGGACACCCACGUGCACAGGAUCUCAAACAGGCUGAAGUGGGUGAAGAAGGAGACCAAAUACCCUGAGGAUACUCGGGUGGCACUGGAGGAAUGGCUGCCCAGGGAUCUCUGGAGGGAGAUAAACUGGCUCCUGGUGGGCUUUGGCCAGCAGACCUGCCUGCCUGUGAAUCCGCGCUGCACCGAGUGCCUCAAUCAAGACAUUUGCCCAGCUGCUAAGAGACACUGAGGGGUCAUCUGGUCUUUGGAGAGCAACAAAGCUGCUUCAGCUCAGCAGCAGCCCGGAGCUGAGCCCUGGCAAAGCUGUGCGUUGCACGGGGCUGGCUGUGUGACUGCAGGGAAACAGGAGCCUGCUGCAGCCAGCUCAGCAUCACUGGGGAGCGAGCAGCCACUGGCAAGGGCUGAGCUCUCAGAGGAAAAAGGGGCUUUCAGAGUGCAGCAGUCCUGCUGGGUCAAUGCUAAAGGCUCCAGCCCGUGUGUGAAUGCCUGAGCAUGCCCCAGCUGCGCUGCAGCAGGAGGAGCUGUAGGGAAGAGCUUUGUCCUGGAGGACUUGCUGCUGCUGCUUGUAAAUACACGUGUAAUAAAGGUGGCGGGGUGUUUCUA